Molecule: messenger RNA, 2015 nt
Organism: Sceloporus undulatus (fence lizard)
Lineage: Eukaryota; Metazoa; Chordata; Lepidosauria; Squamata; Phrynosomatidae
Exons: 17
Coding region: 26-1951 (641 amino acids)
Source: RefSeq, a predicted model, not a curated record
UGAGAGCAUACCGCUGCCAUCAGCCAUGGAUGCUGAGCAGGCUGCACAGGAGAUGCAUGUCCAAGCUGCUGUGGGAAUUCGACAGCUAGCAGGCUCCGUGAAGCAAGAGAGUUUCGUGGUGGUGAAUGAAGAUUCUAACCGUUUGAUAUUCAUUAAUAAGGCAAAGAAAGGGGUGCAGGAAGGCUGCUUCACCAUCAAUGGAGUCUUCAAUUUGGACACUGGUCAGGACAAGCUUUUCCUGGAACAGUUGCAACCUCUGCUGGCCAUGGUGUCUCUUGGCUACAGUGUAUCCUUGCUCAUGUGUGAUGCUCAUUACUGUGGAGUCCAGGCACAAAUCCAAGACUUAGUCCAGAAGGUAAUAGAAUCUGUGUUCCAAGAAUCCAGUUCUCCUUCAAAUAAUGCUCAGUUUUUGAAAACCAUCAGCUUUGUCCAGAUCUACUCAGAUGGACAAGCCCAAGACCUGCUUAGUCCCAAAAGCCAAGUCCUGCGGGUGAUGGACCUCCCCCCACUGGGGCUGGUUGUGGAAGAGGCAACUGAAAUCAUUGUGACUGAUUCACAAGCUGCCACCCACUUCUACCGCUGUGGAGUCUCAGCGUAUCAAAGGUGUUUCCAGCAACCUUUUCCAAAGCCACAAAGUGCCACAUGUGGCAUCCUCUUUACCAUCACCAUUGAAACAAAAGUGGCAGAGGGUCAGGGGCUUCAGCGUGCUACUGUCCGGAUCUUUGAGUUCCUUGGAGCAAAUGAGCAGCCCUGCACUGAUCCCUUUUUGCCUCUUUCUUGGGCUUUAUCUGCUGUGCCCCUUCCUCCUGAAGCAGGGUUUCUCCCCUGGAUCCUGAAGCGACUGCUGGAAGACAACACCCUUACAUUUUUGCUGUUAUGCCUGACCCUGCCAGAUGCUUCUGGAGAAGAGAUACUGUCUGCCAUCUCACUGACUGAACAAGUGAGAACUGUAACAAAAAGAGUUGCACCAACCCACUGGGACCCCACUCAAGAGGCUCAGAAACGAAGAGCAGCAAUAGGGGAGCUGAGAGCCCAGCUCUUCCUCAGUGAUCAGGCAGAGCAGGGCAGGAUAAUCAUUCAGUUGGAGAAGGUGAUAAAGGAGCUACAGGUUCUGAAGAGUCAAAAUUGGGAGAAAAAGGAGAAAUCAGCUGAUGAAAUAAAGGAAGGGGACACUUUCCUUGCAGCCAGGGUCCAGAUCUCAUCAGAUAUAUAUGACAGGGAAAAAUUUGGGAACCAUCCGAAAAGCCAGCAGAAACAAAAUGAUCUACAUCAACAGAAAGAGAUAAAAGAUGGUAGGAUUCGAAAUAUCCAGUUUGGCCAAGUUGGUGGCCAGGAAGAAGCUACAAAAGAUCAUCAUUUCACCAAAGAAGCCUAUAACCAUAGAGAUCUGAUCCUGGAUGGGACAACCCACGCACAGAGCCCUAACUGGGCUGGUGAGCAGCACCAAGGUAUUAAGGAGAGGUUCUCUCUAGCCAAAGUCAAGAGGCAGCAUCUCCAAAAACAACACAAACUCCUGAUCCAGCAGGAGAUUUUGAGAGUGGAAAAGGAGCUGGAAGGCCAAGAGAAGAUUUCCCCAGCCCAGCAAGAACCUCUACUCUGGCAGAAGGAAAAGCCCUUGUUCACUUUGUGUAUGGAUACACUGCAAAGAGAACAGGCAGAAGCAGAAAAAGAUCUGGAGGAGCUGUACCAGGAAUGCCAACAUGAAAUUCAAACUCAGAAGCAGCACUUCUUGCAGGUGUUCCAAGCAUUUAAGAGACAUGCUGAAGAGCAGAUGGAUGCCCUUGAAAGGCAAUAUCGAAAACUGCUGAAGGAAUCCCUCAGGGAUGCCAUCAUCCUUUCCGCUCAUAACCAGCAACUGCAAGCUGAGAAGCAACUUGCUUUCAGAGAGACAGCAACCCAAACUGAUUUCCAAACCCUAAAGCAGAAGGACAAGAGCCAUUCCACAACCUAAGAUCUUGCGUUUGUGCUAUUAUUUUAUCUGAUUUUAAAAAAUAAUUCAGCACCUAAGCCCUAUU